Messenger RNA from Anthonomus grandis grandis, 1358 nucleotides. It is a transcript of the gene Nurf-38, whose product is annotated as inorganic pyrophosphatase. Bases 157 to 1185 code for a protein of 342 amino acids. Gene Ontology annotation, cellular component: cytoplasm. Gene Ontology annotation, molecular function: inorganic diphosphate phosphatase activity; magnesium ion binding. The record is from RefSeq and is a predicted model, not a curated record. NCBI's taxonomy places the organism in Eukaryota, Metazoa, Arthropoda, Insecta, Coleoptera, Curculionidae. The transcript has 8 exons. Gene Ontology annotation, biological process: phosphate-containing compound metabolic process.
AUUUUUCCUUACAUUUCCACUACCGAAUCAAUGAUAAAAUACAUAAUUUAAUAACUUGUACUUAAUCGUUAAUUUGUUUAUUAGUUUAAGUUGUUGUUUUGACCGAUAGAUGGUAUUUGAUUUUGAUCGACGGAAUAUUACGACUUCCCCAAUAUCAUGAUGUUGUCAAGGCGACUGGCACACGUGUUAUUUGACGGAUUCGGUAAGAAUUUGUGCAAAUUAUCAGUUGACGGGUUUCCUUCGUUGGUUUCAGUUGUUUCCGGUGUUUUUAACUCGUACUCGACCAUGCCGUAUUCCGUUAUUGAAAGAGGCUCUCAAUACGCCGCUGAUUACAGAGUUUACAUACAAGAUGAAAAUGGACCAAUUUCUCCCCUUCAUGACAUUCCCUUGGUGGUCGAUGCAGACAAAAAAGUAUUCAAUAUGGUUGUUGAAGUUCCUAGAUGGACCAAUGCGAAAAUGGAAAUCACUAUGAAAGAAAUAUUGAACCCCAUCAAGCAAGAUGUAAAGAAGGAUAAACCACGAUUUGUCGCCAACUGUUUUCCUCAUCACGGUUAUAUUUGGAAUUACGGAGCCCUACCACAAACUUGGGAGAACCCGGAACAUUUGGACGAUGGCACUGGUUGCAAAGGUGAUAACGAUCCAAUUGAUGUCAUCGAAAUUGGGUACAGAGUUGCAAAGCGAGGGGAAAUUUUGCAGGUUAAGAUCUUAGGAACCAUAGCUUUGAUUGAUGAAGGUGAAACUGAUUGGAAAUUAAUCGCCAUUGACGUGAAUGACCCUUCUGCGGAUCAAAUUAACGAUGUGGCCGAUGUCGAGAAACACUUCCCAGGCCUGUUGAAAGCGUCAGUAGAAUGGUUUAAAAUUUACAAAAUUCCCGAUGGAAAACCAGAGAAUCAGUUUGCAUUUAAUGGAGAAGCAAAGCCCGCUUCUUUUGCUCAUAAAAUUAUUGAAGAGGUCCAUGGUUUCUGGAAAGCCCUAGUUAGUAAAGAAGUAGAUGCACACGGCAUUUCAUGCGUGAACACUACUCUAGACGGCAAUUCAUUCAAAAUUUCAACUGCCGAAGCAAAGGAUGUCGUUAACAAAUCACCAGAAAGCGCACCUCCUCAACCUUUGGAACCAAUUGUUGAUAAGAUAUAUUUUAUGGCUCAAGGGCCAGGAAAACACGCUACUUGCCGGUGCAGGCUUUAGGGAACCCUGUUGACAAGUGGCACUACGUCCAUUUAAAGUAAGUUAUUGCAGAUACUAGACGAAUUGUUACCAUUUAAGCACUCGGCAUUUAGAAGAUCCUAUAAUAUAGUAUAUGCAACUAUUUAAAAAUAUCUUAUUUAAUAUUUAUCAAUAAAGAAUCUGGUCACAUUGUA